AACUCUGAAGUCGACUGCAAUCAAUACCCUUGCAAAUAUUGCACGCUGUCCUGUAUAACUUAUUCUUUGUCUCUCUCCACGACAUACCUACUGUACAUGAGUUCCUCCAAGUUUGCUUCCUCGUUCGCACCUUAUACCCCGCCUCCUGACGACCCAUCUUAUGCAUCAUCAUCGAAGCACUCCCCUACAAAAGCUUGGUUUCCUCCGCAACAUGUGACAUCAUAUCAGUCAGGAGGAAUACCCACAUUCAAUACGUCCCAAGCAGGUGGUAUAGGUGCCGUAGAAGAUGCUGAGGUUGCCGGUGGAACAACUGCAUGGGAGACCAGAUACGGCGCUCGUGUCGACCUUCUCGCAGCUUUAGCGUAUCUUCUGGGUCCGGUAUCUGCUCUCAUCCUGUUGAUCGUAGAAACGCAUAAUGACUAUGUUCGAUUCCACGCGUACCAGUCAGCUUUGCUUUCCACUCCAUUUCUCGUUCUACGCAUCCUUGCUUCAUUGCUGGGUUUCGCUUCUUUUGUUCGCACGAUACUCACGUUUCUCCUUGUUAUUCCAUUGGUAUACAUGGCAUGGCGAGCAUAUAUUGACGCGGCCCAUAAUGGACUUGCACGUUUCCAGCUACCUGGUAUUGGUCCCCUAGCGGACCGUUGGGUCUCUGAAGAAUAGCUUAUUCCUCAGAUAUACAUCCUUUUUCCUUUUCGGACCCGCAGAACUCAGCAGUGCAGCACCACACGUACCUUUCAAAGGUAAGUAUCUGAUGACGACGCACGAUUGCGAAACAAUUUGGAUUUGCUUUUCAAACCGGAAUGCAAAGGUUGGCGAUGUUCCUCACACUGCACAGUAGAGUGUACGAUGUCAAGGGAAAUAGAGAACGCAUUGGAUACAAAAGCUGCGAACACAACGGAACAUAGUGAUGUAAUAGAGGAUACACAACGAUGCGAAGACUCGAUAC
Somion occarium is the source of this 946-nucleotide messenger RNA. Lineage: Eukaryota; Fungi; Basidiomycota; Agaricomycetes; Polyporales; Cerrenaceae. The record is from the annotation of a GenBank genome assembly.